AGCUUCUUUAAGUAGAUUCACUUGCAUAAUUCAAAAUGAUAGGUGCGGUUUAAAAGUACCUAGGUGAUGACUCUAAUCAAUAUAGUUUUUCCUUGUCCACCAUUUCAGGAAGUGAAACCGAGGACGGGGAAACCACGGGAAGUGACGAGUUAGAAGGCUAGCCAUAUUGUAAUUGGAUAUGAAUUUUAGAAACAAAUCAUGAUCUUGUAUUUGGAGAUUUUAUGAUAUGAGAGAGAAUUUUAAAGAUUUGAUCUUCAGUUUUUGGUGGUAUCAGAGUGUGAUAUGAUAAGUUCCGAGCCUUGUGCAUUUGUGGGACCCGUCUCACGAGUGCACGGCGUUUGUCGCGUCUCGAAAUUGGGUUUUGGGGCGUGACAUAGAGAUUGUAGCAUAUAACCUAGAGAUAAUAGUGAAGAAUGGGUGCUUGUGUGCUUACCGUGCUUGGGAUUUCAAAAGAUGAACAUGGCCAAAGUGAGGGUACUAAAGAAGAGCAAGGACAAAAGGCUGGUGAAGCCAGCCAAGUAAUUUCUUCCAAGAAACCAGCAUUAGGCAAAAGAAAGAGUAUGACCAAGCUAUCCAAGAGUAAAGCUUGCAAAUCUGAUGCUUCAUUAGCCACAAAACAAAUCAAAACUAAGGCACCCAUACCUGAUAAAGCAAAAAUGCCCAAGGAAAAUGAAGAGAAGGCAUGUGUGUGCAUUGUUGAGCUUUCCUUGCAUAAUCAAUACAAGCUUUCCAUCAUUGUGGACCUCACUAAGAGAUCAUUGUAUGUGAGUUAUUAUUUGUAUGUGUAGCUUCCAGCUUUCAGUGAAGGACUAUGCCCCAUUCUUAUUCUUGACGAUGAUGAAGCUUCAUCUAAGGCAAAAAAGGCUAAGAAUGUGAAGGCUCUAGCAAAGGGCAUGAAAAAGGCUUAAGAGGAAAAAAUGGGUUUGAUGCUUAUAGCAUGAAUGAUCUCCUUUUCUAUAUGUUGACAAUGAAGGAAAAAUCAAACAUAUAUGUGUAAUGGCAUUUUGGUAAUUUUGAGUUUGUGGGGUCAGGGUAACCCAACUAUCUAAUGGCUAGAUUUGUGUUGGGUGAGGACAAGUGUCAAGUUUUGGGAUGAUCUGGGCACUCUUGAUAAGGUUGGUGUGUAAUUAUUAUUUCUCUAAUGUUUCUAGUGAAGGAUUGCUAGUUCGCUAUCCUCUUA
Molecule: messenger RNA, 1180 nt
Organism: Rubroshorea leprosula
Lineage: Eukaryota; Viridiplantae; Streptophyta; Magnoliopsida; Malvales; Dipterocarpaceae
Source: the annotation of a GenBank genome assembly